AUGGCAGUCACCACGCAUAUUCGAUACUUCUCCCGCGAUGCCAAAUUUGAGUCCGAGAAGCCCUACACCACGACUUUCCCGGUAGACCACAUUCCGGGUGCCGAAGUCACCAAUCAUGCGUGGGUCUCUAAAAGGACUCGAAUUCAGAAUUUGCGCGUGCUCGCUAAGCCUGAUCUUGACACGGAAGGAUUCACUUACCUUACGAUGCCUACACGCCUGUCAUAUCAAGACUUCAUGUCUGCGUCGACCGUGCGAACGAAGUACUUCGAGGAAAUUAAGAAUGCCGUUCUACGUCAAUAUCCGCGGUAUAAUUACAUAGUUCUGUUUGACUAUGAGAUAAGGAAGCGUUCGCCAGUUUACCCAGAUGCAGUAGGUACUACGGUUGCCAACGCCCAACCAUACGAGCGCGCUCACGUUGAUUUCACGCCAUAUGGAGCGGCAAUCAAGAUCCGAGGAUCGCUCAGUGACAGACCGGAGCUUGCCAAUGAGUUAUUGCAAAAGGACUAUGAUGUGCUAAACGUAUGGCGGCUCUUGCGUACCACGACGCCGGAUUGGCCGCUCGCCUUCUGUGAUUAUCAGUCGAUCAAUGCGCAAGAUCCGAUCAAAAACGAUGUCGUAUAUACGAAUGGCUAUGGCGAAAAUUGCUUCUUGCGGCACAGCCUGGGACACCGAUGGUUCUACCUGCAAGACCAAUGCAUGGACGAGGUUUGGCUGUGGCGGAACGCAGACGCCAAUGAUUUCCGUCCAAGGGCUUUUCAUGGAUCAUUCCGAAACCCGAUUGCGGACGCAAACAGUCCUUUACGUGAAAGCAUUGAAGUUCGCUUUGCUGCAUUCUACUGA
Messenger RNA from Dissoconium aciculare CBS 342.82, 840 nucleotides. RefSeq lists its product as uncharacterized. Gene Ontology annotation, molecular function: oxidoreductase activity. The record is from RefSeq and is a predicted model, not a curated record. The coding region runs from base 1 to 840 and encodes 279 amino acids. Lineage: Eukaryota; Fungi; Ascomycota; Dothideomycetes; Mycosphaerellales; Dissoconiaceae. The transcript has 4 exons.